This is a messenger RNA of Pygocentrus nattereri (red-bellied piranha), 3723 nucleotides long. RefSeq names its product coiled-coil domain containing 106b (gene ccdc106b). The transcript is spliced from 7 exons. Gene Ontology annotation, cellular component: nucleoplasm. The record is from RefSeq and is a predicted model, not a curated record. Bases 172 to 1182 code for a protein of 336 amino acids. Lineage: Eukaryota; Metazoa; Chordata; Actinopteri; Characiformes; Serrasalmidae.
UUAGCGAGCGAGUUGGAUGAAGUGAGUUGUGUGAGUGGCCUAGUUAGGGAGCAGUAUCUGGUAGACCGCUCGGCUGAUGCCAGUGUGGAGGGAAACAGCUGGUCAGAAGUCCGAGUUUUGACUGCUUGCAGACGUGGUUCUGAUUUGCAAGAUCCAUGGCAAACUGAAAUAAUGACUGACCCGCAGAGAAGCACGAGGAACUCAGCAGAUUUGAAAAAUGAGGACGGCUAUGAAAUCUCUAUUCCCUUUGAAGACAAUAAUAUGGGACAGACUGUUUUUUACAACCAGAAUGAUCAUGUGUUUGAUGCAGAGACAGCUUCAGGCCAUGCUACCCCCUGCAAUCCAUACCUACUGAUGUCCAACCUUCGUGUGCAGCUGCAGAUCGCUCUGGAGAAGAACUCCUGGUUGCAGAAACGCAUUGAGGACCUGGAAGAGGAAAGGGACUUCCUGCGCUGUCAGCUGGACCGGUUCAUCUUCACUACCAAGAGUCAGGAGAGGAGUGAGCAUCAACCUGAGGCUCCACAGCAACGCACUCCCAAAAAAACCAUCCCUCGCAGGGCCUCGACCCCGUCUCCAAAGCCCAUGAUGACCCGCUCUGGCCAAGUCCCCACACGCAACCUCAACCAAAAGCGAAGGAGAGUAAGAAACAGCAGUGUCCAAGACGAGGAUGAGGAGGAGGUCAUAGAGGAGGAAGAGUACCUGGAGGAGGAUGGCUACCUUGAAGAGGAGCAGACCGUAUCGGAUGAUGAGUCUGACAGCAAAAGCUCCAAAAGAAGCAAGUUGAGUAGCAGGUCAAAUGGUGGGCAGACAAGAGUGAAGCGAACCCGGGUGUUCCGCAUUGCACGCAGCAUGGAAAGACAAAGAGUAAAAGAUCCUGCUGGAGUUCUGCAUCGCUACAAGAAGAUUCUGGUUACUUACCAGAAAAUGAAGAGCAUGUCCAGAGCCUUCCAGGUUCAUGGGGUUGACCGUAAUACUGUGGCCUCCACCACUCCCAUUGCUGAGCUGCUGCUGGUUGCCCCCGAGAAAGUGGCAGAGGUUGGCGAGUUCGAUUCCUCCAAGGAGAAGCUUCUGGACUACGCACGACGCUGUUACAAGGCCCUCGAUGAGACCGCUCAUGCCAAGGUCCAGGCUUGGAAGAAAAGCAGCCUCCUAUUGCCCAUCUCCUACAGAUUCAGGAACUGAUUCAACAAAAACCUCUUACACUCACCGAAGUGAGUGAUCAGAGGAGGAGCCAGCCAUGGUGUCAAAACAAGCAGUUAUGCUUGCUUUAUUUUUUUCUACCUCACCUGUUCAUGAUUUGGGCAAAAAUACAUUAAAGUCCAAGGUUUGUGGCAUUUCUUCUGAUUGAUCAUCACAUGCUUGUGAUGGUGAUUUAUGUGACUUCUGGAAUGUUUGUUUGUGAUUUACUAAUGGUUUGGUUGUAAUAAGGAGUGAUGGAAGUUAGUUUGCCAUUUGUAUUAGUUUGAGUGCACCUGUCCAUGUAAGACAGCGUGGGUGUGUAAUGCUGAAGAAUAAAACUGAGCACUGACAGAAUUUGAGGGUGUGGAGAGCAGAAGAAAAAAAAAGGAGAACAUAAAAAAAAAUUAAAUUUAAAGAUUUGUGAAGAAAGCAGUCUGUCAUUGUAUUUAAGGGCUAUCUAUAUUUUUUUACAUCUUUAUUAUUAUUUGACCAAAAAAAUGUUACCGCUGCCUUCCUCACUCCCAAAUGGAGCAUGUAUUCUUUUUUCCCUAGCACUUUUACGUUCCUGUCUUAAGUCUGAAGCCAUACAGAGAUCAGGGGGUCAAAGAGAUUUAUUUUGAAUUAUUACCUGCUGCCAGGACAUCCACUGGAAAACAUGGCCAGAAAACACUUAGAAGUAAGACUGAAAAAAAAAUGGUAGUCCAAGGUAGAAGCUAGUAGAGCUAAUCAACGCUGUCAAGCUUUUUCAGUUAAUAGUAGGUUGAGAGUGUUGACUGUAUGUAGUUUAAUACCUUUUAGAUGAUGAAAAGAUAGCAUGCUGGUUUACUUCUCUUAGUAUUUUCCACUCUAGCUUGACUUUAAUACUGAACUUGUACCAUGUAAACACCAGUUAUGUGAUUAUAUUCAGGAAUAGCAUUUGCUAACUGACUGUUAUUACACAUCAGUAAAAACUGUAACUCUGUGCUGCCUUUAUUAUGUUACUGAAGUCUUAAUACACUGUGUUGAUGGUAAGUGAAUGUUUGUUUGUUUGUUUAUCUGGGCACCUUUUUUGAAAUUUGGAUGGUCGUGUGAGAGAUUAUCUUUUGGUUUUGUUCUUUCUACUUUUUUUCCAUUUUUACAAGUACUAAUAGUUCUUAAUGUAGAACUCCACUGAUUGUUCUGAAUUUCUGUGUAAUUAAACGGUUGAGAUGCAAAGGUUGGUGUAAAAUGCUGAGUUGUAGAGAAACUUGGAGUCAGAGUGAUUCAGUGGGGGAGAUGGGAGCCAGACGUCUGCCUCUUAAAGCUCCCUCACAGAAAGGUAUUACAUGAAGUGGUUAUGAAAACUCUUCAGUGAUGUCUGAAACUUUGUUUUACGGUUAUUUUGUGGUAAUGUUUUUGCCUAAAAUGUAAUUCAACCAGUAUAUUGUAAACUAUUCAUGGUGGAGGGAUACGUGAAGGGUUUUCUAAGGUAAAAUUGUCCUCUGAAAACAUCAACAAUGUUACAUAUAAAAAAAAAAAGUCAGAAGACUUGUAGGUCCAGGUAGGUGUUUUGGAUGGUAAAUAAAAUGGCUAUAUUUAUGUUGUAGACAUAAAUCACCACCACUAAAGAAAUGAGAAUCUGCAAGUUUCUCUACAAUGAACCAUUUCGCAUCAAAACUUUGUUUACAUCUCAACCACUGAAUUAUGCAAACAUUUAGAAAAAUCGGUGGAAUUCUCCUUUGAAGCUCAGGAGAUCAUCAAAAGUAGUCCAGAUUCCUCCAUUCAGUGCACUAAAACAACAGGCCUUACCCAUUAUCUUGACCCUGUUCUUCAUAGGAGCUAAUUUAGUUAGCUGGAUCACUUGAAUAUAAAACUGAGGUGCCUCAUGAGUGCUAGAGCUGUAAAUAAGACUUUGCAGGAAAAAUACAUUAACAAUGUUCACGAAACCAACUCUGAGCUAGCUGUGAGCAACACUGUCCAAUUUGUGGUGUUUCUCAAUUAGCCAGAACGCACUCUCUGAGAGGUUAAGUGCACAUCAGUUGGUCUUCUUUCUGGUAAUCAGCUGAGCGAGUCCUGCCUUGGUAGAUGUUCUUUUGGUUGGACUCUCAGGGCCAGUUGAAGUUAAAGCCAAAGUCAGCUUGUUAAACCAAAACUCAGAAUUCAUAACGUGUUCCCUGCAGCUCUGAGAGUUUAUUACAAUUCAGCAGCAUUUUUCACUUGGCUGGACAGCAUAAGCUAGUCAUGCAGUGUGUUCAAUAAGGAUGUUCUUUAGCACAAAUCUUAUUUGACACGGUGUCUUUUAGUUUACCAAGCUCACUGUGGAACAGUGGUUCAUAUAAAACCACUGAUGCCUUUUUUAAUUGUGAGUUUGAAAUGUGCAAAGCUGCUUCUGUUGGGCUGCAGUGAGGCAGCAUAUCUGUCUUUCUCUUUUUAACAUAUCUGUGUUAACCUCUUUCCUUUCUGCAAGCCUAUUACAUUCUUCACUAUAAAAUAUGACUUUUGGUCCGUGUUUAUUUUUACUACUUAUGUCUAAUGUAACAUGUAUACCACUUUGUAAGAAACUUUAUUAAAAAAAAUGUAAAACUA